Molecule: messenger RNA, 972 nt
Organism: Phyllostomus hastatus (greater spear-nosed bat)
Lineage: Eukaryota; Metazoa; Chordata; Mammalia; Chiroptera; Phyllostomidae
Product: small kinetochore-associated protein-like
Exons: 3
Biological process (GO): mitotic sister chromatid segregation; regulation of attachment of spindle microtubules to kinetochore; spindle organization
Cellular component (GO): centriolar satellite; kinetochore; microtubule plus-end
Source: RefSeq, a predicted model, not a curated record
AUGGGAGCCCUGAACUAUCACACUGCACAUAGGGAACAGGCUGAUUUCACAGAGGUGCUGGAGAGGAAGAGUCAGCCGGACCAGUGUGAUGGAAAUUGCUCUCCUUGUGGCCUGGGAGGGCCCCCAACACCCUCCCCACAGCACUGCAUCCCAGCUGCCCCCCCAACGCACACUGUUUCUGCAGCCAGCCCCAUCUGUGGCUCACUUGGUUCAAUACUAGAGGCUGCAGAUCUGCUUGGCAGUGUGGCGGUUGCCACGGAGUGCGUUUUGAAUUCUAAGGACCAGAGUUGCGAGCCAGAGCAGCAGGCACCUGGGGCGCAGCCUUGCCACCUCGUUAGGAUGACCAGAGGGGCUAAGACAGCGUACACACUGCAGCCCCCCUCAGGGCUGAGUGGCGGCCCGCCUGCAGACACACAAAUUCGAGCCGCUUCUAAGAGUUUAUUACCUGUUAAGUCUAAAGAAGUCGAUGUUUCCAGAAUUCUUCAUCCAGGAGUUUCAGAGAAUGAUAUUAUGAAAAUCAUCAAACUGAGACGAGACAGGCAGGUAAAAGCCGCAGGUACUGCCAUCAAGAGGAACGUCAAAAAGAGCUACAAACUAUUGAGUAAGCAGAAAUCAGAGGAAGAACUCAAGGAUAAGAAGUAGCUCUUACAGGCCAUCAACAAGCAGUUGCACCAGAAAUUGACUGAAACUCAGGGAGAACUGAAGGACCUGACCCAAAAGGUGGAGCUGCUGGAGAAGUUUCAGGACAACUGUUUGGCAAUUUUGGAGAGCAAGGGCCUCAAUCCAAACAGUGAAACUGCUGAAUCACAGGAAGAAUCCAGCACGGACCACACGGACUCCAUGUUGCUGUUAGAAACUUUGCAAGGUGAACUGAAGCUUUUUAAUGAAACAGCCAAAAAGCAGAUGGAGGAAUUAUAGGCCUUAAAAGUAAAGUUGAAGAUGAAAGAAGAAGAGAGGGCCCAGUUCCUGGAA